AAACCUCUCUCUCUCCCUCUCUCCACUUCCCUUUCUUUCUACUUAACCCCACCUUUUUUUUCUAUUCACUUACUUUACCCACUCUCUUUCUUUCCACUCACGUCACAGACACCUGGUGCGCACUGCGCACCUCCUCCUCCUCCUUCCGAAUCUUUCGUUCCGAGGAGCUCUAGAUCUCCAUCUCAACUUCCUUUUGUUCUAUGAUGCUCAUGCUCCGAGUUCGAGUGGCCAUGCCUACGGCGGUUCGGUGUUCGAUGUUUCUGUUGACGGCUUGGCUGAUGGUUCGGAAUGCUGGUGCGGUGACUACGGCCACGUCCUCUUUGUCUUCGAGGCUGGUCCACCGGUUCUCCGACGAAGUAAAGGAGCUUAGGUUUUCUGGAAACGGUAGUGCGAAUGGGUCGUCGUGGCCGGGCCGGAAGUGGAGCAUUGAGUACUAUCAGAUGCUACUGAGCAGUGACUUCCGGAGGCAGAACAUGAAGCUCGGAGCUCAGUACCAGCUUCUAUUUCCAUCCCAGGGGAGCAAAACGAUGUCGUUCGGAAAUGACUUCGGAUGGUUACAUUACACGUGGAUUGAUAUUGGCACACCGAACGUUUCGUUUCUUGUUGCAUUGGAUGCUGGGAGUGAUCUACUUUGGGUUCCAUGCGAUUGCGUACAAUGUGCUCCCCUAUCUGCCGGUUACUAUAGUAGUUUGGAUAGAGAUCUAAAUGAGUACAAUCCAUCUGGUUCAAGCACCAGCAAGCAUCUAUCUUGCAGCCAUCAGUUAUGUGAAUCAGGUCCAAACUGCAAAGGUCCCAAGCAGUCAUGUUCUUACACUAUAAAUUACUUCUCAGAAAACACCUCAAGUUCUGGAUUGCUAGUUGAGGACGUGUUGCAUCUUGCAUCAGGAGGUGAAAAUGCAUCAAAAUAUCUAGUUCAUGCUCCAGUCAUCAUAGGGUGUGGUAUGAAUCAAAGUGGUGGUUACUUGGAUGGUGUGGCUCCUGAUGGUCUCAUGGGUCUGGGACUUGGAGAGCUAGCUGUUCCUAGUAUUCUUGCUAAAGCAGGAUUGGUCCGGAACUCUUUCUCAAUGUGUUUCAAUGAGGAUGAUUCUGGGAGGAUUUUUUUUGGGGACCUGGGACCAGCCAGACAACAGUCUACUUCAUUCUUACCUUUAGAUGGAAUAUAUAAAACCUACAUUGUUGGGGUGGAGGGUUGUUGCAUUGGAAAUUCUUGCCUUAAGCAGACAAACUUCAGGGCACUGAUUGAUAGUGGAACAUCAUUUACAUUUCUUCCAGAUGAUGUCUAUGAAAAAAUAACAAAGGAGUUUGACAGACAUGUAAAUGCUACAAGGUCUAGCUAUGAAGGAUCUCCUUGGAGGUAUUGCUACGAGUCCAGUUCACAAGAGUCGCUCGAGGUUCCCUCUCUGACACUGGUUUUCCCAUUAAACAACAGCUUUGUGGUCCAUAACCCCGUUUUCACUAUCCAUGGCGAUCAGGGAGUUCUUGGUUUUUGUUUAGCCAUACAGCCAGCAGAUGGAGACAUUGGAACAAUUGGACAGAACUUCAUGACGGGAUACCGGAUGGUAUUUGAUCGGGAAAGUUUGAAGUUAGCCUGGUCACGCUCAAAUUGUCAAGAUCUCAGUGAUGGUAAGAGAAUGCCCCUUGCUUCUCCAAGUGGCACGCCAUUGAAUCCAUUGCCAACCAAUGAGCAACAGAGCAGCCCUGGUGGACAUGCAGUUGCUCCUGCUGUUGCUGGAAGAGCUCCCUCCAAACCAUCAGCCGCCUCAAGUCAGCUCAUUGCCUCUAGGUUCUGUUUGCUAAGAUUGUUGCCCGAGCUGCUUCUACUUGUCAAUAUCAUUUCAGUUUUUAAAGCAGAUACUGGCAUCAUCUAAUAGAUUAUUUAAGUAGUCUUAAAUGUAAAUCCUGGGUUCCUUCCUCCUCACUUUCUCAGUUUCUAUUUUCUCCCCCCUUUUUUUUUUGUUCCUUUCUUUCUCCCCAAAUAUAUAAAUGGGUAGCUGUUGUGUCAUCCAAUGCCAGCAACUUUUUAUCUUGUGUGGGUCAUUGGAUUAGUCGGGGCUUAUGGGACAAUUCCUGUAUUUCUUUUGCUUUUUGUUUGUAUUUAUAUUUUAGUUAUCUUCCUUAAUUUUAUCUA
Molecule: messenger RNA, 2128 nt
Organism: Carya illinoinensis
Lineage: Eukaryota; Viridiplantae; Streptophyta; Magnoliopsida; Fagales; Juglandaceae
Product: aspartic proteinase-like protein 1
Exons: 10
Coding region: 201-1868 (555 amino acids)
Biological process (GO): proteolysis
Molecular function (GO): aspartic-type endopeptidase activity
Source: RefSeq, a predicted model, not a curated record